AUGGCGUCUCCCCACUCCAACAACUCGAACCCGUUCGCCGGACCUGAGCCUGACAACACCGCCGUUCACGAUCUUGACAUCCACACCCGCGUGCCCAUCAAGCUCGACCAAUCCAACUCCUCGUACUACGCGUGGAAGACCUGCUUCAACCUCCUCUUCCGCGAGUACCACCUCCUCGAGCGCGUUGACGGGACCGUUGAUGGCGACCUGAUGGCGGGCAAUCCGGACUGGGCGACCAUUGAGGCCUCUCUCAUCCGGUGGUUCUACCUCACCGUCUCGCCGGACAUCUUCCGCAUGGUCGUCUCGGAGGAUGAUGACGUGUGUGCCGUGUGGACCAAGAUCAACAACCUCUUCACCGAUAAUAAACUUCAACGUCUCGUGUUCUUGCAGCAGGAAUUUUUUGGGUGCCACCAAGAUGACUCCUCCAUCGACGACUACUGCACGCGCCUUAAGUGGCUCGCUGACGAGCUCCGCGAUAUUGGCGCCAAGGUGUCGGACAAACUCAUGCUCAGCACCCUCACCGCCAGCCUCAACGAGGAUUUCGGCAAUGCGGCCUCCAACCUCUCCCUGCUGCCGAACCCGACCUUCCACUCCGUCGCCGCGUAUUUACACCUGGAGGAACGCCGGAUGAAGAAGGUCAAGGCGCGCAUCCACCACACCGCCCUCGCCGCCGGGACCUCUCGCGGGGAGCCUCCGUCGGCCCCGCCUCACCCGCGCCCGCCCGCGCCACCGGGGUUCUUCCCCCUCCCGCCGGCCCCGCCAGCAGCACCCACCCCAUCGCAGCAGCCGCAGGAGCAGGGCGGUGGCCGCUGCAACCGGCACCGCAGAGGCGGUCGCCCCAGGCCACAAUAG
This is a messenger RNA of Aegilops tauschii subsp. strangulata, 852 nucleotides long. The record is from RefSeq and is a predicted model, not a curated record. Lineage: Eukaryota; Viridiplantae; Streptophyta; Magnoliopsida; Poales; Poaceae.